CAGACUCAGCGUGAUGGUCAAGUAGCCAAGCUCGACGGCACCAAGAUGCAGGGCUUCAAUAUGGGACGGUACGUCCCUCCCGACCAGGAGGGACUGACGACAGGCAACAAGCUGGCGGGCAAGCACCCGCUCGGAGCGCGGGCGCGCCAUCUACACACGACAGGCGCUCUGGUGGUGCGGUUCGAGAUGCCGUUUGCGAUCUGGUGCACGACGUGCAAGCCGCACGAGACCAUCAUCGGCCAAGGGGUGCGGUUCAACGCCGAGAAGAAGAAGGUGGGUAAUUACUACUCGACGCCCAUCUAUAGUUUCCGCAUGAAACAUACCGCGUGCGGCGGGUGGAUUGAGAUCCGCACCGAUCCGCAGAACACGGCGUACGUCGUUGUCGAGGGUGCUCGGAAGAGGGAGACGGGAGACGACAAGGCGGAGCUAGCGCCGGGGGAGAUCCGGAUCAAACUUCCUGGGGAAGAGACGGUUGAGUCUCUUGCGGCGGACCCGUUUGCAAAGCUGGAGGGGAAGGUAGAGGACAAACGACAGGCGGAGACGGCGACAACUCGAAUUCUGGAGCUGCAGCGCCGCCAGCAGCGCGACUGGGAUGAUCCGUACGAGCAGUCGAGGCGGCUGCGCCGCACGUUCCGCGCGGAGCGCAAGACGCUUGAAAAGGCCGCGGCAAACCGCGAGGCGCUGCAGGAUAAAAUGAGCCUGGGGAUCGAGCUCGUCGACGAGACCGAGGAAGAUCGCCUCCGCGCGGGGAUGGUCGAUUUCGGCACCACGCCGGAGGAUAGUACGCGAGCAGCACUGCGCGUACGGCCGAUGUUCUUCGCUCCACCUUCUUCAUCGUCUUCUCCUUCUCCUUCGAAUUCGUCGAAAGACGAAAAACUAAAGAAACUGAAACGCCUCAAAUCAGAGGGUCCGACAGACCGCAAAGCCGCCCUCCGCUCUGAAUUGGCAGGCAACACUCGCGCGGCGGUUGAUCCGUUCCUUGCCACGCACGAAACAGCGUGGAAGCCCGAGACUAAACGACGCAAGACUAUGACUCCUUUAAAGCAGACCCCUACAGGAGACGGCGACGAGCAGGAAACUCCUGUAGAACCGCCUCCCAAGCUGCGAUCUGCUGCGUUGGUCGGCUAUUGCUCUGAUUCUGAUUAAGGUAUAUAUACCUAGACGACAUGAUUAUACGGCAUCAAGAUACCCCUGCGUUGACUACACUAGCUACACUAAUUGUACUAUACUCUAUGAAUAAUAAGAUAACUAUACGUAUACUACUAUGUAAUACGUACUCAUUGCAUUGCUCAUUAUGCUCAUCAUGUACCCUACGGGCCAUCAGGAUUCCUC
Penicilliopsis zonata CBS 506.65 is the source of this 1332-nucleotide messenger RNA. RefSeq lists its product as hypothetical. Gene Ontology annotation, biological process: mRNA splicing, via spliceosome. The transcript has 2 exons. The record is from RefSeq and is a predicted model, not a curated record. Gene Ontology annotation, cellular component: post-mRNA release spliceosomal complex; U2-type spliceosomal complex. The coding region runs from base 46 to 1146 and encodes 366 amino acids. Lineage: Eukaryota; Fungi; Ascomycota; Eurotiomycetes; Eurotiales; Aspergillaceae.